Microsporum canis CBS 113480 is the source of this 444-nucleotide messenger RNA. RefSeq names its product peptidyl-prolyl cis-trans isomerase-like 1. The record is from RefSeq and is a predicted model, not a curated record. Lineage: Eukaryota; Fungi; Ascomycota; Eurotiomycetes; Onygenales; Arthrodermataceae. Gene Ontology annotation, biological process: protein folding; protein peptidyl-prolyl isomerization. The coding region runs from base 1 to 444 and encodes 147 amino acids. Gene Ontology annotation, molecular function: peptidyl-prolyl cis-trans isomerase activity. The transcript has 2 exons. Gene Ontology annotation, cellular component: catalytic step 2 spliceosome.
AUGGCAACAGAGGUGGUUCUUGACACAACAAUGACCUGCAAGAACUUCUCAACAUUGGCGCAGCGAGGUUACUACAAUAAUGUCAUAUUCCACCGAAUAAUUCCCAAUUUCAUGGUUCAGACGGGCGACCCAACAGGAACUGGAAGAGGGGGAAGCUCGAUAUAUGGUGAAAAGUUCGAAGACGAGAUAAACCCAUCUCUUAAACACACUGGCGCUGGAGUUCUGAGUAUGGCGAACAGUGGACCUAACACUAAUGGAAGCCAGUUUUUUAUCACACUGGCACCAACACCUUGGUUGGAUGGAAAGCAUACAAUAUUUGGACGAGUGAAAAGCGGGAUGAGAGUCGUUCAGAGGAUGGGAUUGGUAAAGACAGGGGCUGAGGAUCGACCUGUGGACCAAGUUAAGAUACUGAAGGCCCGUCUUGUUGAAGCUGAGGAAGAGUGA